Molecule: messenger RNA, 1918 nt
Organism: Acanthochromis polyacanthus (spiny chromis)
Lineage: Eukaryota; Metazoa; Chordata; Actinopteri; Pomacentridae
Product: FSD1-like protein
Exons: 13
Coding region: 97-1572 (491 amino acids)
Molecular function (GO): protein binding
Source: RefSeq, a predicted model, not a curated record
ACCUGAACAAGCGGCAGCUUUUAUUCUGACACUCCACGUAGGAAGCGUCGCUGCGUGUGUCGUCACGUCCUGUGUGUCUCCGUCCUCUCUCAGGUGAUGGACACCCAGAAGGAAGCUCUGCGCAGAAUCAUCAGCACACUAGCCAAUAAGAACGAUGAGCUCCAAAACUUCCUGGAAACGGUUGAAAACACAGUGACAGGCCUGCAGGAGGAGUCAUAUAAAGUGAUGUCAGAUCUGGAGGCGGAGCUUGAGCAGCUGCGUUCUGUCCUUGAGGAAAAGGGGGCGGAGCUCCGUCACAUUAUAAAGGAGGAGCAGCAGAGGAAGGAGGCAGAGCUUCAGAAGCAGCUGUCGGAGGGAAAGUUUGCUCUGCUGUCUUGUGAAGAGCUGCGAGAAUUCGCCAAUCAAACGCUGACGAUUACCAACGAAGAAGAAUUCCUCACGGCUGCAAAGCAGAUCAAAGAACGGGUAACGAUGGCUCCAGCGUUCCGGCUGACGACUCGCCCGGCAGUGUCGGACAACAUGUCUCAGUUUACCGUUGACUUCAGCACGGAGAGGGCGGGGCUUCAACGACUUCACUUUCUACCAGUCCCCAGAGCUCCAGAGAUCGACCUGUCCAACUGCGUCGUCCGUGACAACGCCAUCACAGUCGCCUGGCAACCACUGGGUGACGCUGACAGUGACGGUGGCAGCGGACCAAUAGAACGCUACGAACUUGAAUACCGAAAAACGAACCGUGACAGUUCCAGAGCCGCAGGAGAGGCAUGCUGGGAAAAAAUCUGUGACAUCAGAGAGACACAGGUCACCAUCUCAGGUCUGAAGUUUGAUUCACCAUUUGUCGUCGUUCGAGUUCGAGCGAGAAAUAAAGCGGCCGCCGGCGACUUCUCAGAGCCCAUCGCCAUGGAAACCAAGGCGUUUAACUUCGGCUUCGAUGCGGUGACUGCUCACGCUGAGCUGAAGGUUCACGGCGACUCGGUGACCUGGGAGCCGCAGGGGGUCAAAGGUCAUGACCCCCGACUCAGAGCCAAAGACAACAAAAGCAGCAGGAGCGCGACGCCGUCGCCCAAUAAGACGGCAGCGAGCCGGGCAGGACGCGACCGAUUCGCUGGGGAGUCGUACACAGUGCUGGGUGACCAGGAGAUGACUGGCGGCUCUUAUUACUGGGAGCUCCGCCCCCUGGCUGACUGGAAGUCUUUCAGUGUGGGCGUGGCCUAUCGAGCCAGCUUGGGCCGCUUUGACCAAUUAGGGAAGGGCGCUGGUUCCUGGUGUCUUUCCGCCAGCCAAUGGCUGCAGACCUCUCUGGCCGCGAAGCACAACAACCGGGCGAAGGCGCUGGAUUGGCCGCUGCCUCAGCGAAUCGGAAUCUACUGCGACUAUGACAACGGUGACUUAAUGUUUGUUGACGUUGAUCAGCUUCGUCUUCUUCACUCCUUCAAAACAAAGUUCAGCCAACCGCUAGUUCCUGCCUUCACCGUGUGGUGCGGGGGUAUCACCGUAGCGACGGGUCUGCAGGUGCCGAGCUUCAUGGGAAAGUUUGCGUCGACCAAUCAGAGCCUGAGCAGCCUGACGCAGUAGAUCAGCUGAUUGAUCACAUGACUGAUUUACAUCCUGUUUGAUUGAUUCUAAAUAUUUGUUAUUGAUUUCAUAUCAGAGGAUUUCAUUCAACAAAUCAUUGUUUUUAUUCAACUCUGUUUAGUUUGAAACAAAAAUAUGAGAAAAUCUCAUUCAUCUAUUUAUUGAUUAUGGAUUAAUUUAUUGAUUUUCGCUCUGUUUAUUGAUUUUUGAUCUGUUUAUUGAUUAUGAAUUUAUUUAUUGGUUAUUGAUCUGUGCUGUGUAAAUGUUUAAGUCAUCUCAGAUGUUUUCUAUCAACAUUUUGAUAAACUGAAAGAUGGAACUGAAAUAAAUCUCUGAUGUUUCUGAA